Puccinia graminis f. sp. tritici CRL 75-36-700-3 is the source of this 1602-nucleotide messenger RNA. RefSeq lists its product as uncharacterized. The transcript has a single exon. Bases 1 to 1602 code for a protein of 533 amino acids. NCBI's taxonomy places the organism in Eukaryota, Fungi, Basidiomycota, Pucciniomycetes, Pucciniales, Pucciniaceae. The record is from RefSeq and is a predicted model, not a curated record.
AUGAUAACGAGGACAAACGCCACCACCGACAACGUACACCCCUUGACAGACCCUGAGGCAAUACUGAAAGCCGGCAACGCCGAAAAGAGACGCAUCAAACAGGCUUCUGCCCAAUCCAUUGGUCCGGUUCCCUCUGCACCGACUACGUCAUCUGUAAUCAUGUCAGAAUCGGCUCCCCCACCUGGAGGCCAAGAACAACCGACCGGCAAUUCCACCCGCGACUCCAAUCGUACUGCCGAUGCAUCCGACAUGAGCACGGCCAAAGAGUGGUUUAAAGCCGUGCUCAAGAUCCAACACACAGCGAUAACACAGGCCCAGGAAGAUCGCCGACAAGCACUAGAAGAUUGUCGUGCGGAUCGUCAGAUAAUUCUUGCGGCUCAUCAAGCAAGCUCGGACCGCAUCCGACGAUUGGAGGACCUACUCCUCGCUAUGAAUAUCAAAAACAAGGUCAAUUCCCGAGCCGAACAACCAGCGCCAGGUCGGGUUGACCUACAGAAGUUUCGUACCUCCGACGGCCCAACCUUUUGUGGACCGUUUCAAGAAACCAAACCAUUCUUGCGUUGGAUUCACGGCGUACAAAUUUUCUUCGAAACAAAGAGCGUCAGCAACGCAGCCGAUAAGAUCAAAAUACUCGGAAACCUAGUAGCAGAAACAAACCUUCAGUCUUUCUACGCAAACGAAGCGGCGAGUUUUCUCAACAAGUCCUGGGAGGAAUUCAAAGCUCGUAUGUUCGACUUCGCGCUCCCUAAUAAUUGGCGUUCUGGACUCCAGCAACAAAUCCGCAAACUAGAGAUGUCGCAAACCGAGACUUUCUUAGAAUACAGCACACGAGCUCGCACCCUUCAGAGCUUAUUCAAUUUUGACGCCGAGAAACUAUCCAAACUCGGAGAUCUUCAACUAGCUCAAUUCGUUGUAUACGGUUUAUCCGACGCCCUUCAAGACAGGAUUCACGAACGUCAACUUCUAGAAACAUCCCCUUUCGCGUAUGGUCAGUUUGAGAAACAAUCCAACGCAUUGUUCCUCGCGCUGCAAAGACCCGCGCGACCAACAACAAUAACCAAGUCAACUCCUAACGCCCCACCGACUCUCGGCCGUGAUGAAUUCAUAUGGCGAGUCCAUGCCUUUCUGGACUCGCAGGGUCUCUGUCACUUCUGCAAGAAGCACUGCGGCAACGCCGCUGGAGCCUGCCCCGGUCCGAUUGACCGUUCACACAUCAAUAUCCCCAACGAAUUCCAAACGCCGACCAAGCCACUUGACUAUGUGGCCCCCCGUGCCUGGAGUAAACCAGCUGCCGGCCCUGGACAAUCUUCUCAACCCCUAGCCGGCCAACCUCCAGCUCGAGCAGCAAGUGUGGCAGGUAUUGCAGAAGCAACACCGCUUGAAGCUCACGUUGCCGGACUGACACUCGACGCAGCAAUCAGGCAAGAGACUCUCAUGGAUCACAAAUUCGACAAUGAAGGUUGCUUCCUGGCCCUUCGGACAGCAGCUGUGGCUGCACUUGAGGACCUCGACAAUCAACUCUUGCAAAACAAAAUUGAUCGGGCAACUCAAUCUUCUACUAGUUGGACCAACAACUUGGCGGACGACAUUGCAGGUUGUUAG